AAACAGUAGUGGUUGCGACAACGAAAAGAUAAAAGAAAAGAUUGCUUUUCCCUCUGGUUCAAGCAAAGUAGGCCAGAAAAAUUCCUUACAAACCAUAAAGCCUUCACAUAUUCACCUGUGCAUUCUCUGGUUGGAUUCUGAAAAGGUUAGGGAUGAAUUGUCUCUCCUUCUCAGAAUCAUCAUAUUUGAGUUUAGCUUACAGUCAUUUUAUGCUUUACAUUUUACUCAAACUCACCACCCAAAACCAGAUUGAUUUAUCCAUGGUCCCAAAGCAGUUCCCGGAGAUAGCAGAGAGCAGUCUCAAUAUGCCAUACCCAAGUGUGCGACUACAAAUUCAAGAUCAAUAUGUGGUUAUGGAUAAUGGAAUAGUACAAGUUAACCUAUCAAAUCCGGGAGGAAUGGUCACUGGAAUACAAUAUAAUGGCAUUGACAAUUUGCUUGAGGUUCUUAACAACGAAACUGAUAGAGGAUACUGGGAUGUGGUAUGGAACUUUCCUGGAAGUAACGGCACAAAGGGUUACCCUGGUAACCCAUCAAAAAAAUUUAAGGGUUAUCUUGAUAGGAUGGAAGGGACAAAUUUGACGGUAGUUGUGGAAAAUGAAGAAAAAGUAGAGCUGUCAUUCACUAGAAUGUGGGAUCCCUCACUUAAGCGCAACCCUGUUCCAUUGAAUAUAGACAAAAGGUUCGUGAUGCUUCGUGGUUCCUCAGGAUUCUACUCCUAUGCCAUUUAUGAACACUUGGCAGAAUCACCAGCUUUCGAUUUGGACAAUACUAGGAUUGCAUUAAAACUUAGGAAAGACAAGUUUCGUUAUAUGGCUAUAGCAGACAAGAGGCAAAGAUUCAUGCCCUUGCCUGAAGACCGGUUACCACCUAGAGGCCAAACCCUGGCCUACCCAGAAGCAGUACGACUUGUCAAUCCCGCGGAGCCAGAAUUUACAGGAGAGGUGGAUGACAAGUACGAAUACUCAAGCGAGGCCAAGGAUAUCAGAGUUCAUGGGUGGGUAAGCGCGGACCCACCCAUGGGGUUUUGGCAAAUCACACCCAGCUAUGAGUUCCGAUCUGCUGGACCCUCCAAACAAUUCCUUAACUCCCACGACGGUCCAACCAGCCUUUCAGUAUUUCAUAGCACACACUAUGCAGGAGAGGAUUUAAUAAUGAAAUUUGGACCUAAUGAGCCAUGGAAGAAAGUUUACGGCCCCGUUUUUAUGUAUCUUAAUUCUUUGACUAAUGAGGAGGGCCCGAAUUCGCUCUGGGAGGAUGCUAAAAAACAGAUGAUGAAUGAAGUUCAAACCUGGCCCUAUGAUUUUCCAGCUUCAGUGGACUUUCCAUCAUCAGAUCAACGGGGUAAUGUCUGUGGUCGAUUACUAGUCCAUGAUAGGUAUAUUAGUGAGAAUCCUACACCUGGAAUUUGUUCUUAUAUUGGAUUGGCAUUGCCAGGGGAUGUUGGAUCUUGGCAAAGAGAAUGUAAGGGUUACCAAUUUUGGACCAUAGCUAAUGAGGAUGGCUAUUUCAGUAUUAAAAAUGUACAUACUGGUGUCUAUAAUUUGUAUGCAUGGGUCCCUGGUGUCAUCGGUGAUUACAGAUACGAUGUUGUCAUUACCAUAACUUCAGGUCUCAGCAUUGAUGUUGGUAAUCUUGUUUAUGAGCCUCCAAGAGAUGGGCCAACAUUGUGGGAAAUAGGCAUCCCAGAUCGCACCGCUGCUGAAUUCUAUGUUCCUGAUCCUAAUCCUUUGUAUAUUAACAAACUUUACGUCAAUCAUCCUGAUAGCAGAUUUAGGCAGUAUGGAUUAUGGGAGAGGUAUGCAGAACUAUAUCCUGAUGGAGACUUGGUUUACAUGAUUGGGAAUAGUGACUAUAGAAAAGAUUGGUUCUUUGCUCAAGUUACUAGCUCUGUGCCAUUUUUGCGAUGCAGGAAGACAAAUAAUAACACAUAUGAAGGAACUACAUGGCAAAUUAAGUUCAAACUUGACAAUGUUGAUGAGAGUGCAACCUAUAAAUUACGAGUAGCACUUGCAACUGCACAUUCUUCCGAAUUGCAAGUUCGAAUUAAUGAUCCAAUGGCAAAUCCUCUCUUUACAAGUGGAGUUAUUGGUAAGGAUAACACAAUUGCGAGGCAUGGAAUUCAUGGGCUCUACUGGCUGUUUGAAGUUAAGGUACCAGGAACUCACGUAGUGGAGGGAAAUAAUACCAUUUUUCUAACACAACCAUUAAGUAAAAGCCCUUUCCAGGGAAUCAUGUAUGACUACAUUCGUUUGGAAGGUCCCUCUCCUUCAAAUUCUAGCAAGAAUUCUUGAUUAAGAAUUUAGCACAAAUUUUUCUUUAAAAAAAAAAAAAAGAAUUUAA
This is a messenger RNA of Quercus lobata, 2343 nucleotides long. RefSeq names its product probable rhamnogalacturonate lyase B. The record is from RefSeq and is a predicted model, not a curated record. Bases 153 to 2294 code for a protein of 713 amino acids. The transcript has 15 exons. NCBI's taxonomy places the organism in Eukaryota, Viridiplantae, Streptophyta, Magnoliopsida, Fagales, Fagaceae. Gene Ontology annotation, molecular function: carbohydrate binding.